CCCCGUGUUCGUGCCAGGGUCCAGCACGAGCGCCUGCAUGUGAAGCACCGGGGCCAUGAGGCCAUGCAUGCCGAGAUGGUGCUGAUCCUCGUGGCCACGCUGGUGGUGGCUCAGAUCGUCCUGGUGCAGUGGAAGCAGCGGCACCACCGCUCAUACAAUCUGGUGACUCUGGUGCAGAUGUGGGUGGUGCCUCUGUACUUCACCAUCAAGCUGUACUGGUGGAGGUUCCUGUCCAUGUGGGGCAUGUUCUCCGUCAUCACCAGCUUCGUCAUCUUUCGAGCCACUCGCAAGCCGCUGUCCUGCAGGACGCCGAGGAUGGUGUACAAGUGGUUCCUGUUGAUCUACAAGCUGAGCUACGCGGUGGGCAUCCUGGGAUACCUGGCCAUCAUGUUCACCAUGUUCGGCUUCAACGUCUUCUUCAGGAUCAAGGCCGAGGACUCCAUGGAUGUCGGUGUCAUCAUGCUGUUUUAUGGUCUCUACUACGGCGUCAUGGGCAGAGACUUUGCUGAAAUCUGUUCUGACUACAUGGCUUCUACAAUCGGGUACUACAACAAGGGAGGCAUGCCCAGCAGGAGCCUGACCAAUGACAUCUGUGCGGUGUGCGGUCAGCGGAUCCUGGUGGAUGUGGAGGAGGAGGGGUUUAUUGAAGACACCUACCAGCUCUCCUGCGGACACAUAUUCCACGAAUUCUGCAUCCGCGGCUGGUGCAUCGUGGGUAAGAAGCAGACGUGUCCGUACUGCAACGAGAAGGUCGACCUGAAGAGGAUGAUGAACAAUCC
Paralichthys olivaceus (Japanese flounder) is the source of this 779-nucleotide messenger RNA. The record is from RefSeq and is a predicted model, not a curated record. NCBI's taxonomy places the organism in Eukaryota, Metazoa, Chordata, Actinopteri, Pleuronectiformes, Paralichthyidae.